GAUAUGAUUAAAUCAGUUUCAUAAGAAAAUAAAAACAGAAAACAAAUUUUGAACCGGGUUGACAUAUAUUGAUAUAUUGAUCAAAAGUCAAAAAAACAAACAUUUGAUUACUGACCUCAAAAUUUUGCACAGUUUAAGAAUUGUUGAUCAUCAUAGGUUGCGGCUGAAGAAAGAGAAGAGUGGAAAAGAGGAAGUGAAUCAGAGGGGAUGGACUACUAUAGGAUUUUGGAGGUUGACAAGAAUGUCUCAGAGGAAGAAUUGAAGAAAGCCUACAGAAAGCUUGCAAUGAAGUGGCACCCCGAUAAGAACCCAACCAAUAAAAAGGAGGCUGAGAUUAGAUUCAAACAGAUAUCUGAAGCCUACGAGGUUCUGAGUGAUCCUCAGAAGAGAGAGGUUUAUGAUAUGUAUGGAGAAGGUGGGCUUAAAGGUGGAAUGCCAACACGGGAUGAAGGUAUGGCUGGUAUGGCUUCCUUCUUCCGAACCGGGGAUGGCCCACAACCAUUUAGGUUCAAUCCCAGAAAUGCAAACAACAUUUUUGCAGAAGUGUUUGGGAGUUCAAACCCAUUUGGGGGAAUGGGGAUGGGAAGGGGAUUUGGGUGUGGUGGCAGAGGCAUGAGGGGAGGAUCGUGGGUAUCAAGGUCUUUUGGUGGAAUGUUUGGCAAUGACAUGUUCAGAGAAGGGAGGCCAAUGAAUGAAGCUCCACGCCGCAAGGCUUCUCCCAUCCAAAAUACACUGCUUUGCAGCCUUGAGGAACUCUACAAGGGGAGUACCAGAAAGAUGAAAAUCUCUAGAGAAAUUGCACAUGCUAGCGGGAGAGUUUUUCCUGUGGAGGAAAUAUUGAACAUUGAAAUCCAACCGGGAUGGAAGAAGGGAACCAAAAUCACUUUCCCAGAGAAAGGAAAUGAGCAGCCAAAUAUUAUUGCAGCUGAUCUUGUGUUUAUAAUUGAUGAGAAACCUCACAGUAUAUUUACAAGGGUUGGUAAUGAUUUGGUUGUGACACAAAAGAUAUCACCUACAGAAGCUGAAGCUCUACCAGGCUACACCAUCCAACUUACAACUCUGGAUGGCAGGGGUCUGAACAUCGCCAUAAACAACGCCACUGAUCCAGAUUACGAAGAAGUAGUCACCGGAGAAGGCAUGCCAAUUUCCAAAGAUCCUUCAAAGAAGGGUAACCUUAGGAUCAAAUUCAACAUCGAAAUCCCAGACGUAGUCGGUGCCUGAGUGCCAACUGUGGCAGAGAGUAUCUAGUGUAUAAUAAUAGUAGUCUUUGGUGUUCACAUUUUUCCCUUCUGUUUUUCCCUCUUCAUUUAGAUGGUAUGUGACUGAUGAAGUUUUUGAAGUGCGUCAAUAAUGUCAUCCACGUAAUUAACGAUCGGCAUAUUAAGUAUAAUAUUUUUUUUUAAUUA
Messenger RNA from Vigna unguiculata (cowpea), 1406 nucleotides. RefSeq lists its product as uncharacterized. NCBI's taxonomy places the organism in Eukaryota, Viridiplantae, Streptophyta, Magnoliopsida, Fabales, Fabaceae. The record is from RefSeq and is a predicted model, not a curated record.